AUGGGGGUCUCUAAGAGGAAGGUCCAGCAUGGCCAGGAGACCUCGGCUUUCCCCGCGAAAGCAGCCAAAAGGGCCCGCACUGACGAGCUCACCGGGGUGCAGUUCAAGACGCAGCUGAAGGACUCACAAGGCGUCGGGGCCGCCUUGGAAUCUUUUGUUUCUGCUGCUAAGAAGCUACCACAAGAGGGGGUGUAUGAUGUCGUGGAAGGAUAUAUCAAGAUUUCUAUGGAGUGUGCAGAAAUUUUUCAGCUCCUAAGUGGAGAGAAGCGACCUGAAAGUGAAAUACUAUCAAUUUUUCAAGUUUUUGAAGCCAUAUUAUUACGGACAGCGAGUGACCUUUCACAUUUCCAUGUUGUGGGAACCAACAUUGUGAAAAAGCUCAUGAAUAACCAUAUGAAGCUCAUCUGUGAGUCCCUGUAUGCCUCGGGCUACAAAUUGGCCCGAUCCUGCCUGAACCUGAUGGCAGCCGUGGUGGCCCAAGGGCCUGAAGCUGCCAGAGAUGUCUGCAGCAACUUUGAUUUGAAUAAGAAGUCUUUGUACGCCCUGGUGACCAAACGGGAUUCAAAGGGUGUACCUGAUGUUCGGCUGGCCUACAUCCAGUUUGCCCUUUCCUUCUUAAUUGCUGGCGAUGACACCACCAUUGUGCAAGUGCUGGAACUGAAAGAAUUCAUUCCCUGCAUUUUUAGCUCAGGCGUAAAGGAAGACAGGAUUUCUACCAUCAGUCUCUUGUUAUCCACACUGAAAACAAAGGUAGUUCAUAAUAAAAAUAUCACAAAGACACAGAAGGUACGUUUCUUCACUGGACAGUUACUGAACCAGAUAGCGACUCUCUAUUCCUGGAAGGGGAUCACGGAUGUGGACACGGAGAGUGUCAAGGAUUCUGCUGAAGAUGCUGGGAAAACCAUGGUGAGAGAGCUGGUCCAUAACUUCCUGAUGGACCUCUGCUGUUCGCUCAAGCAUGGGAUUAAUUUUUAUGAUGCCUCCUUUGGCACCUAUGGAAGAGGAGGAAACCUGACCCUCUUGCACUUCUUGUUGGGUCUGAAAACUGCAGCGGAUGACGAGCUGGUGGCUGAACUUGUGGUGAACAUUCUGAAAGUGUGCCCUGACUUACUGAACAAGUAUUUCAAGGAAGUAACAUUUUCCUUCCUCCCACGAGUGAAGUCAACUUGGUCAAAUAAUAUCAGGCUUUUAAACAAGAUUUAUGAAGCCCAGCCAGAGAUUUCCCGGGCAUUUCAGACCAGAGAGUUUAUCCCUUUGCCUCGACUCCUCCAGAUGGUGAUGGUGACCACUGUACCCCUGGUCUGCAAUAAAAGCAUGUUCACUCAAGCACUAAAUUUGGACAGCAAAUCAGUGAAGCACACAGCCUUGUCCCUUAUUUCCUUCAUUUUGAAGAGAGCAUUAAAAAAUAUUGAUUACUGUCUGAAUAAAGAAGUGUGGCAAGAAUCAGGUGUCUACACAUCUGUGAUGAUGGAGGAAUUCGUGCAGCUCUUCAGAGAAGCCCUGAGCAAGAUUUUACCAGAUCUGAACACUGUUGUGUGGGUCUGGCAAUCACUUAGAAAACAAGAGGCCAACCCAGAAGAUGAGAAGGGAAAGGAGAAGGGAGAUGAGGCUUCAGCUACUGAUGUGGCUCCCCAGAGUGAUGAUGCGGAAACCAUUCUCUUGAAAGCAGUUCUGCUCCAGGUCAUAUGCCUGUAUCAGAAGGUGGUCCCCCACGUGGUCAUGCAGUACAACUUCGACUUCAGCAAGCUCCUGAAAGGUGUCAUGUCAGAACAGGGCCUUCUUGAUCAGGUCCCACCCAUCCUGCAGCACCACAUCCUGAAGGUGGCCCUGGAGCUGCCCGCCAGCAAGUUCUCGUGGCUGAAGGCGCAGGAAGGUCCAGAUGCAGAAAUUGUUGGAGGAGAAAGAUCUGUGUUUUACUUAAUGAUGAAAAUGUUUCUGACCAGCAGCCAUUCACAGCUCAAGUUAUCCACCAAACUUCUGAUCAUCAAGAUUCUGCGAGACACCGGGGUGUUUGAGCACACCUGGCACGAGCUGGAGCUGUGGCUGGAGCACCUUGAAGACACCGCGGAGGAGAAGAAAGAAACUGUGAUUCAGUUUUUGGAGAGCGUUUUAUUGACACUGGUGGCGAAUCCAUAUCCAUACACAGACAAAGCAUCGGAUUUUGUCCAAGAAGCCUACACCCUGCAGACCACCAUGACAAAGCAAGACGCUGAUGAUGUCAGCAUUCCUGUCUCCCACAUUGAUGAUGUCCUGGACAUGGUGGACGUCUUGGUGGAGGGCAGUGAAGGUUUGGACGAGGAAAUCGGGUUCUCACUGACUGAGGACAUGAUCCUUCUCACAUUCCCAUUCAGUGCUGUGAUCCCUGCAGCGCUGGAAGCCAGAAAUAAGUUGCUCCUUGGUACAGAAAAGGAAGCAGGAGCCAGCAUCGUGACAUACCUGAUAGCAGUGCUGACGGACCUCCUCCACACUCAGAGAGACCCUCUGGCUCUGUGCCUUCUGCUCCAGUCCUAUGACAAGUUAACACCUUCAGGUUCACCCCGGUGCAAGCAGCUCUGCAGAUUUCACAAAUACUACAGCCUCUGGAUCCCAGAGCAAGCCCGCGAGGCCUUGCCUCUUCAGACCUCAAGCAGCAUCGCGCCCCGUGCUCCUUCCUCAAAUGCCUCCUUUGCUGUCCUGCUGAAGACGGCCUACGAAAGCAAGGACAAACUCCUGGACGAGGGUGUUCAGGCACAGCUGCACGCAGCCAUCCCGCACCUCCCAUUUCACCAGGUCCUGCGUGCAGUGAAGCACGUGCUGUUGUACCUCAGGACCACUGUGGAGAAUUUCGACCAGCUGGGCAGAAGUGUGGGGCCGCCUCUUCUCCAGCUCUUCAUGGAUCUGCUCCAGCGUCUACUUGUCCACUGUGAGCAACUGGAUGCCCAGAACCAGCAGAGAUGUGAGGCUGCUCAGGCCGAGACUGACCUCUUUUUGGACAUGGAAUCUUUGGCCUCCUUGGAGCUGGCCAAUGACAAGACUCUUGAAGAGGUGCUUCUGGCCAUCCUCAGACAUCCCACGCUGGAGAACUGGUUUUUGGCCUUGGAGCAGCAGGCCCUCCCACCUCACACGCUCAAUCCCAUUCUCGUGAAGCUCCUGGCAGCCCGGUUGAGUGCAGGGGUCCUUCAGCUGCUGGUCACCAGUGCUCCUAUUCUUCAGAACAUUGGUCAGCAGAGCCUCCUUGGCAAGUACUUUGAGGCCAUCACCCAGAGCGUUCUGAAAGAUCUGAGAGCCAGGAAGGAAGGCCAGACCAUAUCCCCACCCAAGACCCUUCCACAGCUGGAAGCCCUCCAGGCUCUGCAUCCGUACAUGGAGGGCAUCCAGCUCCGAGAAGUCAUCCUUGCUCUGCUGGGUCUACCUGACACCUGCCUCGUGACCCAGAGGCCCACAAAGUCCUCUGGGCCAGGAAGACACCUCAACAUUCUUGGCAAGACUCUGGUCCAGCUGCUCACCAGCAGUCCCCAGGACCAGCUGCUAAGUAACGAGCUCCUCUGGGCCUCUGAGUAUGUGAGGGGCCUGGGGAUACUGCUUUCCACGCUGGCCAUGGAGGAACUGGACACAGUGUUCCUCCACACUCUGCAGAGACACCCUGAGCUGGCUCCUGCAGUUGGAGUCAAUCUCCUUGACUACUGCCUGGCCCAGAAGACACCAACGACCCUGCAGAUCACCACCGUGCUCCUUCAGCAAAGCUGUACCCACCUGUUGAGAUUCGAGCUGUGGUGCCUGCAGACCGAUUCCAAGCUUGUCCUCCAAGAGAGCCCGGAUGACCUCCUCUCCCUCGUCCAUAUGUACCUUCACUGCCGGUCCCAGGGACAUUGCACACGCCCAGAAGGAGUGUCCUCUGCUGUUGCCCCUGUCUUGAGGAAGGCCCUGUGGCGGCAUCUGCAGAGCAGCCUUCUCAGUGCUCAUGGCCCCCCAGAGUCUGGGCUGCAUCAGGAGGUCCUGGCCCAGCUUGUUCCAUUUGCACGAGCCAAAGAUCUCCGGGUCUUAAUGGAUCAUUUACCAGCCUUGCUUCAAAGUCCCAACAGUCAGAAGAGUUGGAUUGUGGCUGACUCUGUCUCAGCAGUCUUGGAAGAGUCAACAGAAAGGCUGCAUGCCUGGAGAAAGGUUCUCCUGGAAUCCUGUAUCAAGUGGCUGACCACGUCGUUUAGCGGCAGCCAGCGAGAUGAUGACAGUGCUCAGAACCAAGAGAAACAGAUGCUGCAGAGGCUCACUGAGCUGUUGCAUUCACUUAAUGAGGUUGAUCCCAGUGUUUGGCAGAAGUUUGUGAAGUCUGGACUCAAAUUUCACUAUCAAGACUACACAUUCUUAAAGGCACUCCAUGCUGCCAUCAAGCUCCUUUAUUUACCAGAAAACCCCCAGCACAAGGAGCUCAUCUCUCUUCCCACGGUCCACAUGAUGAUCACCCAGCAUUCUUUGUUUUUGUCAAGUAUGCUGAAGUCUGAAGGAGAAGAAAGCCCAGACAGCCAAGUAAAAGAAGCACUGGUGGACCUCAUGUCGGUUGUGGCAAAGAUGUGUCCCUCUGUCUGUGAGAGGAGCCACUUUGCAGUGCUUCUUGGAGCCUAUGGUGCCACACUCAGUGUCGUGGAUCAGAAAAUCUUACUGCUGCUGCGGACAUAUGAAAAGAAUGACCUCAGCCUCAUCAGUUUCAGGGUGCUGAUGUGGGGUCCAGCAGCUGUAGAACAUCACAAGACAUGCCGGAGCCUCGGCAAGUCACUGUGGCAGCAGCCGAGUGUUGGGGACAUCCUUCGCCUGCUGGAUCGGGACCGGAUGCUGAAGACCAUCCUCCAUUUCCCCCAGAAGCGGAAGCUGCUGCCGCCCGAGGAUGAUCAGGAAUUGAUAUUUAAAGACAAGAGCAUAGUGGACCUCGACAACCUUUAUGACCCCUGCUUUCUACUUCAUCUCUUCAGUGAAUUAACCAGGCCAGAAUUUGUCGUGGAUUGUCGAAAAUUUUUGGAUUCAAAUUCUUUGGGUCUGACAGUGGCAGCCCUCAGCAGCUAUGACCCCAAGAUGCGGGCUGCUGCCUACUAUGUGCUGGCGGCCUACUACUCCCACCUGGAAGGGGCGCGGUUCCGAGAGCAAGCUCAGCUUCUUUACCUGUUGGAUGUGGUGCGGAAUGGGAUUCGAUCUCAGAACAUGAGGCUCACUUUCUCCUUGACUCUCUUCAUUGCCAAAGCAGCCAUACAGAUUCUGAAGCCAGAGGAGCACAUGUACCUGAAGAUCAGCAAAUUCUUGCUGUCACAUGAGGAUCUGAACAUGAACAAAGUUCCAGGCUUCUACCAGUUCUUCUACAGCUCUGACUUUGAGCAAAAAACCGAGCAGGAGUGGGCGUUCGGCAUUCUGCGGCAGGGGAUUCGUGACAAGCACUGCUACGAGCUGUACGCCAGACAAGGGAUUUUCCACGUCAUCCUAACCUUCUUCCAAAGCUCACUGUGCGAGGAAGUGGCCCAGAAUUGGAUCCUGGAGAUCCUACAGAAUGCCGCCCAGGUUACCAAAGCUGCUUAUGAACUCAUACGGGACUAUAGCCUCUUAACAUGGAUCGUCCACAUCCUCCAGAGCAGGUUUCUGGAGACGCAGCUGCUGACUAAUGUCAUCUCCUUGGUGCACACACUGUGGGUGACCAACCUGGGAGACAGGCUGGUGGAGCCAGGCAGCCAGCUCUCCUGCAAACCAGAGUCAGAGGAGGCCCCAAAGCUGCUCGCCCUGCACCUGGUCGAUGAGUUCCUUUAUGUUGUCGUUGCGCUCGUGAAGCACCUGCGGCCUACUUUGGAUCCUGCUCAAGUGACCAACUUCUUCUGGGUCCUCGACUCCAUCCUGAGGUACCGGGCCACCGUGAUACAGGCAUUCAAGGAGAUGAACCGAUUCACCGUGAAUGAGAAGGUGCUCUCCACCACUGACGUCCUUGUUCUCUUGCACAAGUGGAGCCUCCUCGAAAGAGACCUCAAGCUCCAGGAAGACCUGAAAGCAACUGCUGAAAAGCACCAAAUCAAGGAGCUCAUGAAAAUGAUCAAGGAUAAGAACAAGCCCGUUGGCCCAGGCCGAACCAAAGGCCCCCGAAGCCGAAAGAGGAAGCCUGGAGAGGCUGAAGAGAUGGCAGCCCCUGAGCUGAAGGCAGCCACCCUGGACAGGUGCAGGGGCCAUGUGAGGUCCAUACUCACCCACUGGGGCCCUGUGUUCCCCAGCACUGAGCCCUCAGUGGAGCCAUUGGACGAGGCUACCCCCAAGAGUGAUGCUCUGGGCCUUGUGCAUGCCACUGCCUCCCUGGCAGCCAGGUGGAUGCUUCGGGCCGUGGUUAAGUGCCUACCCAGUGGGCAAGAGGCUUCUGGAUUCCUCAGCUGGCUCAAGAACCACAUUUUGCCACAGCCACUGGUAGUAGCUGACCUCCUCGGGGACAGUGCGGUUAGAAGCAGCCUGUUUAAGCUGUACAGCGAGCUCUGUGGGGCUGAUGGACUGGCAGGACCUACACAGGGCGUUGUCUGCCUGUUCAACACGAUCAUGCUGCAGCUGGUGGCCUCCCAGGGUCACGAGGGGAGCUCCAUCCACCAGGCCGUCGAGGCCCUCUCUCUCUCUUCUCUGGAGGAGGAGGAUGAAGCCACGAGAGGUGCUGCUGCUUUCCUGGUAUCUCUGUACAUCAAGGACCUCUGGCUGGGAGCAGUGAGGCCAGAUACGCUCUUGGCCCAUGUUCAGAUGCUCUGUGAUGCUGCAGAAGCAGCAGCCAGUGAUGAUGACAAAAACCUCGCCACAGAGGACGCCAUCCUUGUGUUCUGCAAGAACAUCGCCACCUCUGUUACAGACGCCUGA
This is a messenger RNA of Elephantulus edwardii (Cape elephant shrew), 6834 nucleotides long. It is a transcript of the gene URB1, whose product is annotated as URB1 ribosome biogenesis 1 homolog (S. cerevisiae). The record is from RefSeq and is a predicted model, not a curated record. NCBI's taxonomy places the organism in Eukaryota, Metazoa, Chordata, Mammalia, Macroscelidea, Macroscelididae. Gene Ontology annotation, biological process: maturation of LSU-rRNA from tricistronic rRNA transcript (SSU-rRNA, 5.8S rRNA, LSU-rRNA); maturation of 5.8S rRNA from tricistronic rRNA transcript (SSU-rRNA, 5.8S rRNA, LSU-rRNA). Gene Ontology annotation, cellular component: nucleolus. The coding region runs from base 1 to 6834 and encodes 2277 amino acids. The transcript has 39 exons.